UCGACAAGUAACUUUCCAGGACCCAACAUAGAACUGGCAUGUUCAAAACAUUAGCACACAAGCUAACCGGUGUGCGAGGACUUCUCUCUCGCAGACGGAAAAUAAUAAUAACAAACCAUGGAUGAAGUCAAGAUAAAAAAGGAGUUGAACGUGACAGAGCCUACAGAGGUAGAAAACAGGAUCAAGGAGUUGUGUCUGCAGUUUCCUCAAGGCAUAACAGAUCAGGUGAUCCAGAAUGAUCUUCCUCACCUGGAGCCCCAGCAGAGAGCUAUGGCCAUCAACAAGCUGCUCUCAUUGGGUCAGCUGGAUCUGCUGAGGAACAGUUCAGGUCUACUGUACCGACUGAAGGACUCUCAGAUUUCAGGAAAGAUGAAAGGGUCAGAUAACCAGGAGAAGCUGGUGUAUCAGGUCAUCGAAGAUGCAGGAAACAAAGGGAUCUGGAGCAGAGACAUCCGUUUCAAGAGUAACCUUCCUCUGACUGAGAUUAAUAAAAUAUUGAAGAACUUGGAGAGUAAGAAACUCAUCAAAGCUGUAAAAUCUGUUGCGGCGUCCAAGAAGAAGGUCUACAUGUUGUACAACCUGCAGCCUGACCGCUCAGUCACUGGUGGCGCCUGGUACAGUGACCAGGACUUUGAGUCUGAGUUUGUAGAAGUUCUGAACCAGCAGUGCUUCAAGUUCCUGCAGAGCAAAGCGGAGGUAGCAAGGGACAGCAAACAGAGUCCGAUGGUCCAGAGAAACAGCUCAUUCGCUUCCUCACAUGAAGUCUGGAAAUACAUCAGCGAACUUGGUAUCAGCAAGGUGGACUUGUCCAUGGAUGACAUCGAGACCAUACUGAACACGCUGAUCUUUGAUGGAAAGGUGGAGAUGACAGUCAUAGCUGCCAAAGAGGGAACCGUGGGCAGUGUAGACGGUCAGAUGAAGUUGUACCGAGGCGUCAACACCAUCAUCCAGCCCACAGGGCUGGUCAAGACUCCCUGUGGACUCUGCCCGGUGUUUGAUGACUGUCACGAAGGUGGAGAGAUUUCCCCGUCCAACUGUGUCUAUAUGAAUGACUGGCUAGAUUUCUGACUCUUAUUUUUUCCGUCAUAUUUUCCUUUAUUUAUAAUAAAAUUAACUGUAAAUAUA
This is a messenger RNA of Cynoglossus semilaevis (tongue sole), 1125 nucleotides long. It is a transcript of the gene polr3f, whose product is annotated as polymerase (RNA) III (DNA directed) polypeptide F. The transcript is spliced from 9 exons. Gene Ontology annotation, cellular component: RNA polymerase III complex. The coding region runs from base 118 to 1068 and encodes 316 amino acids. Gene Ontology annotation, biological process: transcription by RNA polymerase III. The record is from RefSeq and is a predicted model, not a curated record. Lineage: Eukaryota; Metazoa; Chordata; Actinopteri; Pleuronectiformes; Cynoglossidae.